Molecule: messenger RNA, 2187 nt
Organism: Candoia aspera
Lineage: Eukaryota; Metazoa; Chordata; Lepidosauria; Squamata; Candoiidae
Gene: PGAM5
Product: PGAM family member 5, mitochondrial serine/threonine protein phosphatase
Exons: 6
Coding region: 18-980 (320 amino acids)
Biological process (GO): peptidyl-threonine dephosphorylation; positive regulation of mitochondrial fission
Cellular component (GO): mitochondrion
Molecular function (GO): protein serine/threonine phosphatase activity
Source: RefSeq, a predicted model, not a curated record
CCCUCACGCAGCCCGCCAUGGCCUUCCGGCGGGUGGUAGCCGUCUCCGCGGCCGCGGCCUGCGGUUUGGCGGGUGGCUCCGUCCUCUUCUCCGCCGUGGCGCUCGGGAAGCAGCCGCCGCCUCAGCCGGGGGCGGAGAAGGCCGGCGGGGACGCCCCGGAGCCCGCCGCCUCGCCCUCGGGGCCGCCGCUGCCGCCGCCGCCGGGGCUGCUGCUGCUGCCGUCGCCGGCCGCCCCCACCGGCGCGCCCGCCUGGCUGGAGAAGCCCAACGGCUGCGGCUACUGGGACAACAACUGGGACAGGAGAGAACCAUUGGCUCUCAUGAACCUGAAGAAGAAAAAUGACGAGACUGGUGAACAGGAGACUUCAUCUCGCUUAGCCCACUAUAAAACGAAAGCUACCAGGCAUAUAUUCCUCAUACGCCAUUCUCAGUACAAUUUGGAUGGGCAGCAGGAUAAAGACAGAAUCUUAACCAAGCUGGGCCGUGAGCAAGCUGAGCUGACUGGGAAGAGGCUUGCAAGUUUGGGGCUGAAAUUUGACAAAAUUGUCCAUUCUUCAAUGGCCAGAGCAACAGAAACAACCAACAUUAUCAGCAAACAUCUUCCUGGGGUGGCGAAGCUGAGCACAGAUCUCCUGCGAGAAGGCGCUCCGAUUGAACCAAAUCCUCCCAGCUGUCAUUGGAAGCCUGAAGCUGUGCAGUAUUACGAAGACGGUGCUCGCAUCGAGGCUGCCUUCCGAAACUACAUUCACAGAGCUGAUAGCAAGCAGGAAGAGGAUAGCUACGAAAUCUUUGUUUGUCACGCUAACGUCAUUCGCUAUAUUGUCUGCAGAGCAUUGCAAUUUCCUCCCGAAGGUUGGCUUCGGAUAUCACUCAACAACGGCAGCAUCACCCACUUGGUGAUCCGCCCUAAUGGCAGGGUGGCACUUCGCGUGCUUGGUGACACUGGAUUCAUGCCACCAGAGAAAAUCACCCGCAACUGAGUAAGCCUUUCUGGAGCUUCCCAUCAGCCCUGAGCCAACACAAUAAUAGUGGAAGAUUAUUGUUGUGUAGGAUACCGAGUUUCACUAGUACUUAACUAAUGCCUAUUUUUCGUCUGUCCUUUCAAGCUCAUGCAAACAGGAAGGGUCUCCAACCAAGAGGACAAUGCUACUCUCACCAUGUGGCCAACACCUUCCCGUAAAAGCCGCAGGCUCCUUGACUGGACUUUGGAUGUCUUGAACUACUUAUUACAUAUUGAUCAUUUGCACUAGUACAUCAUGGUGUACAAUACUGAUAGUGAGAGAAUUUGCUCUAUACAGCUCAAGUGAGAGGACCACCCCCUUCCUGGCUUCAAAACAGAAAUGCUGGCGGCUGCCCACCAAAGCCUACCAGAGGAUCUUUUCUUUCCUACUGCAUGCAGGGAAAAAGAUAGAAAUACUGUGAAGUCCAGUAAUACAUGGAUAUUUAAAUCAACAUAAAGCCAGAAUCAACCAGAUGCAGUAAUUUGGAAUGUGAGGGAGAUGAAAUCUUAAGGUAGCACCUUCUCUUAUUAUGCAGCUCAGGUUUGCACACGGACAAGGAUUGGGACUGAAAAAAUACUUAAAUAAAAUAAAAGAGGGCCUGCAGCAGAGCUCUUCUGAGAGAACUUCUCUUCCAAGGCUGAGCCUGGAAAAAGCAAGUGCAAUUUUCUGUGCUGUUCUUCCUUCAAGCCCUAUUUACUUGGCCUUCUGUUUGAGCUUUUGGCUACAAGCAUCCUGUUCCUAAAAAACAACCACACACCUUUCCUAGGAUCCUCUACCAUUAAUAAUUGUUACAGGUUACCGUUUGUCAUUUGAUCCCAGAUCCCCUGGGGCAAAGGGUAUAUGGGAAUGUGUGUACUAAACAAUACCAAGUUAGAAGUGAGGGUAGGUCAUUCUAUCUUUGGCAUGCAGAGAUUAUCCUUCUAUUCUUAACCGUUGGAGUAAAAUACGCUUUUUAUGGGGGGGGGGGAACUGAACCCUUGGCCAGUAAUUGCUACUUCUAGACAGAUUAAAUGCUUCUUGUGAAACUUAACUAGCUGCUUGUGGGAUUGCAAAAAUGGAAUGGCAGGGUGUUGGGUUAUUCUGUGGUCCUAGAAGAUGCGGGUGAUCUAUGUCAAUCAGUGCAGAAAAUUAAGCUAUUUCUAUUUGUCUUUGCGUAUCUGCAAAAAUAAAAAUGAAUUGAUUUUCA